Messenger RNA from Scedosporium apiospermum, 999 nucleotides. RefSeq lists its product as uncharacterized. The record is from RefSeq and is a predicted model, not a curated record. The transcript has 2 exons. The coding region runs from base 1 to 999 and encodes 332 amino acids. NCBI's taxonomy places the organism in Eukaryota, Fungi, Ascomycota, Sordariomycetes, Microascales, Microascaceae.
AUGACGGCCCCUUUCGCGUUGUCGUCUAAUAGCUCCGAUGUACCUCAGGCGUUGAGCUCCCGCCAGCUGUAUAAAAUCAAAGGCACACUUGGGAUAUACAGCAUUCUCGCCGCGCUCGGCUAUUUUUCUGUGAUUGAUUCUGAGCUCACAGAAUCCAUGUCUAUUCUCGCCGCGGAAGCCACUAUUCUACAGUACACCUUCCCACCAUAUACCCGACCCCUGGCGCACCUCUUCUCCACUCAAGUGGCCUUCUGUCUUGCAGUAGGUGCGCUGCUUAAUGGUGUGCGUACAGACCAAGAGGAGCUAGCCGUCUACGCUGUACACGGACUCGACCUCCGAUCCGGUUUCACUGAAAGGGGGAACCAGACUUGGCAAGCUUUCCAAGCCACAAGCUUGGUUGCCGUGUGCAUCCUAACGUGGAUCCGGGGGCCCCACGAGGAAGAAUCACAACCUCAGCUCCCGUCGCCGCGGAGGAUCCCGUUCCUCACUAACAACCAUGAGCUGCCACUUGCGCUUCCUCGAGAGAUGACCGGGGAGAUUCCACGCCUCACUCCCUCGACAGUUAAUACUGCGUUCUCUCUUUCUCCUUCGUGGCAGGCAUGGUAUAGGGCCUGCGUUGCCCAAUUUGUUGAGGAUAUAGGGAAUGGGACCUGGCAGGGAUUCACUACGAACAGUAGCAUUACCACGCAUGCGAUAGGACUUCAACUCACUGGCAUUCGAUUCACGAACCUGAAAAAGACGGAGACGAGCAUUGAAGGGGAAGCAGACGGCUCUAGUGACGCGGAGGGACCUGUCAAGUUGACAGUGCAAAUAGCGAGGGAUACGGGUGCCUUCGAACUGACGAGGCGGCCGAGGGAUGCGCCGUCGGGUUUUCACCGGAUGUCCGGGACAAUGACACCCCUCGGGCUUAUUGGGAUUUGGGGAGAGGAGGAGGAGGUAUGUAACGGGCUGCUCUGGCUCUACAAGGAAGAGUGGGUGCCUCCGAGGGAUGCAACGUGA